GCGACCGCCGCUUGCUUCUGUCCACGAUGGACAACAACUCGGAGCCAGAGUACGACUCCGAAGCUGAGUGGUCGAUUGGGACUGGGUCAGUAACGGACUCAGACGCGUUUGGCCAAGACUGGUCCUCGGACGAGGAAUUCCUUGUUCCCGAGUUCGGCAACGAAGACCCUCCCGUCACGCCAGUGUCGGACGUCCCGCAACCCAACGGCUCAGGCACCCUUGGAAGGCUCCUCUACGACAACCGCGUGCCACUUGACAUCGCGCUCGAGACCUUACAAUACCUCAAACCCGGCGAACUAGUCGCGCUCGCACGAACCUGCAAGCAAAUUCGCUCUUUACUACUCUCAGGCCAGCUCACGCCGGUAUGGAAGGCCUCUCGGGCCAUGUACGGUAUUCCACCGCCUCCUCCAGAGCGCUCGGAGAUUGCUUGGGCGCAAUUCCUCUUCGGACGAAAGAUGUGUCACCACUGCGAAUUGGCCAUGGCCAAGGUACCUGACUGGCAGCUCAUGUGUCGUCUUUGCUCAGAAUGCAAGCGUUUGAAUCUGGUCAACGCUAGGGCAGUCAAGUACGAGUUCAAGGAUCACCACCCAGAUCUCACUAAGAUGGUUCUGUACACUAACGUCCGCAAACGCUAUGCCCGGAGCGAGACCGCCUACUACUGGCGAGAAGACCUGGAGAUGAUGGGCAAGAUCAUCAAGGCCCACGAAGCGGACAUUGCCGCAGGCAAGCCAGGGGCGCAGGAGGUCUUCGAGGCGUUCAAGGAAUCUCGGAUAGCAUUCGUAGAGGCUGUAACGAAGCAUGUCCCUGUUUGUAUAAAAUGGGCGGCGAAGUACAACGAAAGCCGCAUGGACGAGCGUGCUGCAGAGAAGAAUGCAUGGCGGACGGCCCGGAUGAAUAUCAUAGAACAGCGCUUGCUAACCCUCGGGCAUCGCCUCGACGACAUUCGCUGGGUCCUCUCAGCUGGUCGCCUAACCGACUUGGAUCUGGCAGAGAGAUCAUGGCAGACAACACUUCGGGACCUAGUCUGCCGCACCAAGCAUGUCCGCAAGCGCCGGUUGGACGGAAGUCACGGACCACUGAUCGAGGAGCGGAAGCGCGCCUUAAAGGAAGCCUACGCGGCCAAGCGCAAGAGUGUUAGCCCCCGAGAAUGGCGCUCGAUUACAUUUCUGGCCCUCCCGCCGCCGCCGACCCUCCUUCACAUUCCUUUGGUCCUUGACUUCGUCUACUCCGAUGUGGAGCAGAAUCUUGGCGUUGCGGAAUUUAGGACUUUCCUAGAGAGCGAAUUUAGCCUUGGGUGUGGGCCAGCACAAGCGACUGCUCAGUACAAUCGGCUCAUGAGCGCAGGCGCCCACGCAGUCGUCUCCACAUACCCAUCCUUCCUCACUGGCAUCGGCGAGCGUGCGCUGCUCGACUGCGCGCUUCUUACCUACGUUGAUUCGGAUAACGACACGGCUCAACCUCCGUGGUACCCUAAUGACUGCACGGAUCUGUCCACCAUCCUUUGCCGGAGGUUCUUUGGCGCAGGUAUCGGCUUACCCGACCGAUCUCUCGAAUACUGCCCCCGCCGUGCGCAGGCAGUGGCGUCCAUCCUGGAGCUACUUCACCUGCCCGCGACGACGACGGUGGCGGAGCUAGAUGCGCGCGACGCGCGCUUCGAUUGCAUGAUCUGCAGGCCUGGCAGGAUCCGCGGCGGAGGCUGGCAGAAGCGAGCGCAUAGGUGGCGGUCGGCGGUCAUACAUCACGCUCUGGACCACCAGCGUCCUUGGCAGAUGAAGAGCGACCCGCCGCGAUAUGUCCUUUUGUCAGACGAGAAGGCGGCCGAAGCUCGCGUGAAGGAGGGCAACCCCAUCGACCUGGCCUCAAUAGCAACCUGGUUUUGUGCUCAUUGCGGAGAGCAUCUGGAGAACUGGAAGCCGUACGCAGACGUCGAGAAGCACGUCAAGGAUGCCCACGGCGUCCUCUCUCCCCAAAGGGAAGACGACAUCCUCUACAUGCCCAUGGUCAAGAUACACCCAGAGGCGGUCAUGAUCUCGUGCGACCCUCUACCGGAGCAGGUCGUCAAUUGUCGGUGCCUACUAUGCCCUGCGAACGGCAAGAAGAAGACGAAGGUGUUCUCGGAAGAGGGCGUGAGGUGCCACCUUUCCACAACGCAUCGUCCCCUGAAGUUAGAGGACGGCGCGGAGGGUGUGCACUUUACAAGAUCAGCAUAGCGUCUUCGCGGACUUCUUCUUUUAACAUCGAAAAGAUCUAUGUACAGCGCUCCAUGAGAUAACAUAUCAGGCGACUGGAGCAAACGCCUUUCGAUCCCA
Messenger RNA from Schizophyllum commune H4-8, 2309 nucleotides. RefSeq lists its product as uncharacterized. The coding region runs from base 27 to 2210 and encodes 727 amino acids. The record is from RefSeq and is a predicted model, not a curated record. Gene Ontology annotation, molecular function: protein binding. The transcript has 13 exons. NCBI's taxonomy places the organism in Eukaryota, Fungi, Basidiomycota, Agaricomycetes, Agaricales, Schizophyllaceae.